AUGGUUCAGAAAGCCACAAUGCAAGACGUGCAGAAUUCCGGAGACAAUUCCGCAGCUGGUGGUGGCAGCAGCCAGACGGCUCGCCUCAUCCUGGACAUUAUUAGUGAAUAUGCACUCAACAAGUUUGAUAACGCAAAGGAGCAGCAGCAGGGAGGUGCAGCCCAUUUUCUGGCAAUCAUUGGCUGGUCUAUCGAGGCUGGCACCCCGGUUGAGACAUGUCUUCCGGCCUUUCCGUUCAAGUCGGCCAACAAGGUGUACAAGGUGUUGGGAAGUCUGCCGGACAAAGCCGAAGAGCUGGCCCUGGACCGGCUCAACACUAUGUGCAACCGCAUUCAGGAAAUUUACGCAGCCGGAGCCCGAGUGACGAUCAUCUCAGACGGCAUCACAUACAACGACCUGCUCUGCAUAUCCGACCAAGAGACAUGGGCGUAUGGCGAGGCGCAGCGCAAGAUGGCCGUGCAGAAGCAGUUUGACAACAUUGGCUUCUCGCGGAUGCGCGACCUGCUCGAGGUGCCACAGCUGAAGAAGAUGCGGGAGAUUACGUAUGUGGCCAACUGCACCAACUUCCGCCGGCUGUUGCUCAACAAGUACGGCCGGGACGACCUCGACAUCGACCAGGAGAUUGCCAGCAACUCGGACACGAAGCUGACGUAUCUCGGCUACAAGCGUUUCCUCGAGUCGGAUUUGAAGCACAUCUUUCCCCGAGGGGCUGACCGGACGGCCAAUGACUAUCGGUGUGAUUGCAAGUACCUUGCGAAGCAGAUGCUGAUCCGGGGAUAUGCGGCCUUCCCCCAUCACCUGCGGCUGUCGAUCCACGAGUCCAUCUGCGGCACCAAGGUGUCGAUCAGCCUGCUCAACACGCGGACCGGCUUCACGACGCCGUGGCACUGCAGCGUGGCCCAGCUGGCCGACGGAACCUGGAUCAGCGCACCGAUGGGCGAGUUUGCCAAGGACGACCGGCUCGAGCUCGUCUUCUCGGACGAUGAUGUCGGCCGGCCUAGCCACUUUCGCGAAAAGCAGCGCGCCGGCGACGCACCGGGCAUUGGUGAGCUGUCGGCCAGCUACCUCCAGCCAGCGCGGCCACUCAGUGCCAGCACGUAUCUCAGCGGAGCCCUGACACCCCAACAAGAAUCGCCCAGCAGCUCGACCGCAUCGCUGUCGUCGCCGUCGCAGUCAGACUGCCAGAGCAGCACAGGGUCUCCUCCCAGCUGCGCCUACUUGCUACUCGCGGACGCCGAUGCCGAGACGACUGCAUCGCCUCCAUAUGGAAGGAGGCUCAUCCCACAGAUCAUGGACAGCCUGGCAGCUGCUGAGCCCGACCGCGUCGUAUUCUCGCUGACGACAAUCGCUAGUGACACGCUGCAGUACCAGCCGGUGACAGCGCGGAAGUUUGCCCAGGCCGUCGACAAGACCGCUUGGUGGCUGCAGGGACAAGUCGGAAAGCCCGACUCGAUCCAAGCUUUGGGUUACAUUGGACCACACGACUUGCGACACAUUCUCCUGACGUAUGCCUGUGUCAAGGUUGGCUAUGCGCAUAGAAGGCGGGCUGGCCGUGCUGGAGGCAACCGGAUGCAACGUCUGGGCGAGUGCCGGCGACAUCACCCCGGUUUCUCUGGUCCAAGACCUGCUGGCAAGGCGGCCGAUGAAGGUUCUGCACAUGCCACCAUGGAUGCCGUGCGGCUGCUGCCACCAGUUGACGGCUGUGACGGGCUGCUGCCGUGGACGACGGACUGGAAAGUGGGCGAUCGGAUCUACUCGGCCUUUCCGAUGAGCCACGGGGCCGGGAUGAUCAUGAACGUCCUGAUGCCGGCUCUGUUCCGCCUGCACUGUAUCCUGGGCCCGAAGGGGGUGCUGCCGAACAUGGGUCUCGUCGAGAGGCUAGCCGAGACGACGACCAUCGACAUCUGGAGCUUGGUGCCGUCGCUGGUGGACGAGCUCGGCGAGACGGCCUCGGUGCUGACUAAGCUGCGGCCGUCCAAGUUCAUCUGCGCAUCGGGCGGUCCGGUCAGUCCGGUCAGCGCCGGCAAGGUCAACCAGGUGGUACGCGUGCUCAAUCUCACGGGCACGACGGAAGGUCUGUUCAUCGGCAACCUCGUGCCGCCGCGGGAAGACUGGUUCUGGUUCUGCUUCCACCCGCAUGCCGGCUUCGAGUUCCGCGAGCUCGAGCUCGAGCCCGACACGUUUGAACACUGGGUCCAUCGCAACGCGUACUGGCCACUCUUCCAGGGCAUCUUUCACACCUUUCCCGACCUGCAGUCCAUCAACCUCAAGGUCCUGUACGUGCGCCACCCAGGGAAGCCAAACUUGUGGGCAUUCAAGGGCCGCAGUGACGACCUCGUCGUGCUCUCCAGCGGCUACAAAAUCUCGCCUCUCGACACCGAGGCCCUCGUCACCACCCAUCCAGCUGUCCGGGGCUGUCUCGUCUUUGGCACCGGAAGGCCGCAGGCUGGCCUGCUGAUCGAGCUGCACGACGGUUCCGACCAGACAGACCACCGGCUUCUCGACAGCCUCUGGGAGACAGUCCGGCAGGCCAACAGCCAGUCGCGCCACCAGAACCAGCUGCUGCGCGACUUUGUUACCAUUGCUGAGCCCGACAAGCCCUUCUUUCGCACCGACAAGGGCACGGUCAAGCGGUCAGCCACCCUAGCCCUCUAUGCCGACUACAUCGAACGCUUCUACCACUCGCGCAGCGACGACCACAUUGUCGGCCCCGACGUUGCGGUCGAUGCGAACCUCUUCGACCUCGGACUGGACUCGCUGGGCGUCUUUUCUGCGGCCAAGACCCUCCGGACAGCCACCGGUCUCACCGACAAGAUCGCUCCCCGUCACUUGUACGCGAACCCGACGCUCGAAAGGCUGACGGCUGCCGUGCAGAUCUUGCUGGCUAGGACCGAAGAAGUAGCGACAUCACAGGCUGCUGCCCGGCCUUUUGCAAGCAUGGAGGCCCUGGUCCGGCAGCACAAGGCGCGCCAGUCGUUCCGGCUCAAUGCGCUCGACUAUGUCAAUCCGAAUCACGGCAUGGGUCUGGUGUUCUACCUGCCGCUGAAACCGGGCGUCGGCUUCCGGCAGGCCUUUGACCACCUGCAGGCCGGCCUGAAUCGCACUCUGGACAUGAUCCCGGCCCUUGGCGGCAAGGUCAUGCGCUGCUCCGAGCAGGAGAUCGGCUUCGUUCAAGACGACCUCUGCGUCACCAUUCCGCCUCUCGCCAUGGCUUCUUUGGUCCAUAACCGACUGGUCUGCCGGGACCUCUCGGACGUGCUGCCGUCGUUUGUCCACCUGCGCGACCACGGUUUCGCACCAUCGGCCUUCCACGAUAGCCUUGUUCUGCGCGAUGACCCCUUUCCCCAGCUGCCCGCCGACAUCUUUGUGGGCCAGGCCAACUUUGUUCAUGGUGGCUGCCUCCUCGCCGUCGACAUCAACCACUGCUGCCUCAAUGGCCUCGGCGUCAUGGUCGCCAUCAAGGCCUGGGCCGAGAACUGUCGCUUCCUGCAGGGUGACCAGGCCGCCAAUUGCAGCUGGUACGAUCCCGAGAGCUUCAACCACAGCCUGCCUGAGAUUAUCCACGAGCACGAGGGCUGGUCUCGGCCACUGUCCGAUAUCGAUCCCGAAACCUGGGCCUUUCUGCCGUUCUGCCCUCCAGACGACCGACUUCCUCGGUCAGCCUUCCAAUUGCACUCUGUCUGGCCGCCGCCACCGGCUGAUCGGCCUCUCCGGACGACCCUCUUCAUGAUCCGGCCCGAGAAGCUUGCCCAGAUGAAGCGCGACGUUCUUGCCGACCAGGCGGCCCAGGGCAUCGCUACACCCGCCAGCUCCAUCAGCGAUAUCGUCCAGGCCUUCUUCUGGCGGGCCGCCAUCCGGGUUCGAUACCGCAUCGCCACCGAGGCUCACGGCCGCUCUUUUGGGCCCGACGAUGUCUCCAUACUUGAGCUGCCCUCCGACGGCCGUCCCUACUUCUCUUCCUUGCUUCCAUCUACGUACAUGGGCAGCCUCCUCCUUCUCAACCACUCUAGCAUGCCCGUCGAGCAGCUCUGCGCACCCAACACAACCAUCGGUCGCGUCGCCUUGCUUCUACGCCAAGCAGCCACCCGAAUCACCCCCUCGCUCGUCCACGACGUCUUCUCCCUCCUGCAGUCGCUCCCCGAUCACCCCCGCUUCUCGACUGCCAACAUGGGCCUCGACCACAUGCACGCCAUGAUCUCUAACCUGAUGCUCUUCCCCAUGGACGACAUCUGCUUCGGCGACAGCCUCUUUGCCAACGCCGGCUCGCCUGAGUCCAUGCGUCCCCAGCUCGAACGCGGCCAUGGCCGCUUCCGCUUCCUCGUCGUCUUCCCCAUGAAGAAGGAUGGCGGCAUCGAGCUCGCGUUGGGAACCCACCCGGAAGAACUCGACAUGUUCCUGGCCGACGACGAGUUUACAAAUUACGCCGAUCUUGUUGACAGGGCAGAGUAG
This is a messenger RNA of Grosmannia clavigera kw1407, 4449 nucleotides long. Its product is annotated as transferase family protein. The coding region runs from base 1 to 4449 and encodes 1482 amino acids. Lineage: Eukaryota; Fungi; Ascomycota; Sordariomycetes; Ophiostomatales; Ophiostomataceae. The record is from RefSeq and is a predicted model, not a curated record. The transcript is spliced from 6 exons.